Vicia villosa (hairy vetch) is the source of this 1265-nucleotide messenger RNA. Its product is annotated as ATP-dependent Clp protease proteolytic subunit-related protein 4, chloroplastic. NCBI's taxonomy places the organism in Eukaryota, Viridiplantae, Streptophyta, Magnoliopsida, Fabales, Fabaceae. Gene Ontology annotation, biological process: protein quality control for misfolded or incompletely synthesized proteins. The transcript is spliced from 8 exons. Gene Ontology annotation, cellular component: endopeptidase Clp complex. The record is from RefSeq and is a predicted model, not a curated record. Gene Ontology annotation, molecular function: ATPase binding; serine-type endopeptidase activity; ATP-dependent peptidase activity. The coding region runs from base 81 to 992 and encodes 303 amino acids.
AAAUUUGUGGCAAUCUCCCUCGACCCUCGCAUUUUCACUAUCUGAAUUCCGAACACCACCGUGGAGUGUAGAACAUAACCAUGGAGGUUGCAACCGCCAACUCAGCUUUUACCUUCGCAGUCAACAAGCCCAUGCUACUGUUUCCUUCUUCAUCAAGAACCCUAACCCCUAUCAAAGCCAUCAAAUCCUCUUUCAGGAACUCUAUCUCCACCGAUUUCGUCGCACCUUCAACCGUAAUCACCAGUUCCUCUAGCCUUUUCUCCGGUCACAAGCUCCGACCUCCUUGCCUCAAUCCGGCGUCAUUUCAAAGUUCCGGCGCCAAAAGAGGCGUCGUUACUAUGGUUAUUCCUUUCAAAAGAGGGACUGCAUGGGAGCAACCUCCACCAGACUUGGCUUCUUACUUGUUCAAAAAUCGAAUUGUUUACUUGGGCAUGUCUCUCGUUCCAUCUGUCACAGAGUUGAUGGUUGCUGAAUUUCUUUACCUUCAAUAUGAUGAUGAAAAAAAACCCAUUUAUAUGUACAUAAACUCCACUGGGACAACCAAGGGAGAUGUGAAGUUGGGUUAUGAGACUGAAGCACUUGCAGUUUAUGAUUUAAUGAGCUAUAUCAAAGCUCCUAUUUUUACUCUAUGUGUUGGCAAUGCUUGGGGAGAGGCAGCCUUACUUUUGGCUGCUGGUUCAAAGGGUAACCGUUCUGCUUUGCCAUCAUCAACUAUAAUGAUAAGACAGCCAAUUACACGGUAUCAAGGUCAAGCAACAGAUGUCAACCUUGCAAGAAGAGAAAUCUCGAAAGUGAAGACAGAAUUGGUUAAUUUGUUAGCCAAACACACUGAAAAAACACCCGAGCAGAUUGAAGCUGAUGUUCGGCGUCCAAAGUAUUUUAGUCCUAGUGAAGCUAUUGAGUAUGGAAUCAUAGACAAGGUAUUGUACAAUGAGAGGGGCUCUAAGGACCAUGGCGUUGUUUCUGACCUUAAAAAGGCACAGCUUAUUUGACUUACAGGAGAUAAACCCUAUUUUCUUGAAGUUGAGAAAUUUGCAUGGAAAUGUAGAUCAGCGAAAAUGAAGGACCUAAGAGAUCAGCAGCCAAAAAGAUACAACUGUGCCAAGUACUGGUACAAUUAACCUGCAAUAUUGGAAUAUCAUGUUUAUAACACCAUAGACUGCUUUGUAUCCCAUAAGAUAAGGUAGUAGAAACAAAUCCCAAGUGUUUGUAAAAUGCUGUAUACAUGUUUGAUUCUGAUUUAUUCAAAUUUGAAAUUUUAUGAA